AUGAGUUACGCCAAUAAACUAAAAGCAGGCGCAUUCGCUCCUCCCCCUCCAGUUCCUCCCGCCGCCACCGCCGCCGCCGCUGCCGCUGCUGCCGCCUCUUCCACUAAUGAAUAUGGUAUCCAGGACACUUUGGUCCGUGUCAACGCCCCGUCUUACAACACUGGCAAUGGUCGUGCUGCCACGAGGGUCACUGCUCUACUUGUCAUUGACUUGGAAUGGAAACACUUGGUGCUUACCAGCGAUUUGGGCAGUGAAAUGCUUUUCCAAAUCCAUCAAAACCGUAACGAUGUUGAGCUGACACCCGACAAGGCCCGUGUCUCCAAAAAUCAGUGCGUGCAAUUCCUGCGAGAAUUCCUCCUUUCGAAGCCUUAUGUCGACGUUUGCCUGGUUGAGCAGCCUUUCAUGGAUGUAAUUGCCACCCAUUCCGUCUCGACUACGGUUGAGCAUAACGGUUUUCACCGGGCUCUUUGUCUCUACAAUGACAAUGACCCACAACCAACACAAUCAAUUUUUAUGGGCGCUUACUUGGACAAAAACAUCGAUGUGCCGUCCAAGGAGUAUCUGGGCGUGGAAACUCACUUCAAAGUGGAGAAAGAGGACUACUGCCUCUAUGGCAAUCCAAAUGCGGACGUUUGGUGCGAAUGUAACCAUCAAUUCGAGCCAUCUAGAUGUCAUUCGGGUUCACUCGACCUUUGA
Molecule: messenger RNA, 696 nt
Organism: Seminavis robusta
Lineage: Eukaryota; Bacillariophyta; Bacillariophyceae; Naviculales; Naviculaceae
Source: the annotation of a GenBank genome assembly